AUGUUGUUCCGAGCAGCAUCCGCGGCGGCGCUAGCCGCCACGGCUACCGCCUCUCUCUCGACCUACGAGCCCGUCCGCCGCUCGCCCGCCGACUUUGACUGGGCGACGCUGACGCCCUCGUGGUCGUUGCACUUUUCCCCGUGCUACGACGAGUACGAGUGCGCGCGGCUCCUCGUCCCGGUCGACUGGACGGGCGCCGACGCCGAGCACAACAACAGCACGCGCACCAUGGCGAUUGCGCUGACCCGCCUGCGCGCCGACACGACGGGGUCCGAGGAGGCCGCGCACGGCGGCACCGUCAUUGUCAACCCCGGCGGGCCCGGCGACUCGGGCGUCGUCGACAUGCUCGUCAACGGGCACUACCUGCGGGACCUGGUCGCCACCGACGCGACGCGCUUCGACGUGCUCUCGUUUGACCCCCGCGGGAUGGCGUUUAGCACGCCCGCGAUGGACUGCUUCGCGGGGAGCGACGCCGCCGGGCGCGCGCUGUUUGCCGCCGAGACGGCGGGCGUGGAUGCGGCGAGCGUGAGCGGCGACAACAGAGACGAGGUGCUGACGCCGAAAAGGGCGCUGCUGAAUGCGUAUGGGAGCAAGUGCGAUGCCGCGGGGGAGGAUGGGUAUGCGGUGGCGCGGUACGUGGGCACGACGUCGGUGGCGAGGGAUGUGCUGCGCGUGGUGGACGAGCUGGAGAGGCUGCGCGCGAGGGAGGAGACAGAGGCCGAGGUGGAAGAGCGGCCGAGGCUGCAGUACUUUGGCACGUCGUACGGCACGAUGCUGGGGAAUACGUUCGUGUCCAUGUUCCCUGGGAGGGUGAAGCGCAUGGUCCUGGAUGGCAACGUCGUCCCGGAGGACUAUACCGCUGCGGACUGGUCUGGCAACAUGGUCGACAUCGGCAAAGUCGUUGACAACUUUUACAACGUCUGCUUCGCCGCCCAAUCCGCUUGCGCGCUGUACGACGCGGAAGUCGACACCUCCCCGGGCAGCAUCCGCGCCAAAGUCGACGCCCUCGCCGCCAACCUCACCGCGAAGCCCGCCAUCAUCAGCAGCACUGGCGCUGUGCCCUCCAUCCUCAAGGGCUCCAGCGUGCGGUCUCUCUUCCUCGGACCCCUCUACGCGCCCCUAGGCCCAACAUUCCCCAUGCUUGCUUCGACGCUUGCCGCCGCCAUAGCCGGCAACUACACGCCGCUGGCCAUUGCGCUGCAGAUCCCUGCCGCAGGCUUGUGUGCAGACGCGGCCUCGCAUCCGGCCAAGUACACCUGGCAGCCCGAGGCCGGCACGGUGGUGCGCUGCGGCGACGGCGGCGACGUGCGCAACACGACAAACGACGAGUGGCGCGCGACGCUCGACGCAGUGCAGGGGUCGGCGCCCGACUGGUGGGUGGACUUCUGGAUGGGCGCGCAGCUGCAGUGCCGCGAGUGGCCGGCGCGGCCGCACUGGCGCUUCGCCGGGCCGUUUGGCUCUCCGGCGGCGGACCCGAGCGGGCGGAGCGAGGACCGGCCGUCGGCGCCGGUGCUGUUCCUAGGAAGUCGGUAUGACCCGGCGACGCCGCUGCGGAACUCGGAAACGGCGGCACGGAAGCACAAAGGAGCCAGGGUGGUGGUGCUGAAUGAGCACGGGCACUGCGCGACACUGAGCGGGCCGAGCGCGUGUGUCAGGGAUAUCGUCGGACGGUACAUGGCGACGGGGGAGAUGCCGGAGGAGGGGACCGAGUGCGAGCCGGCGUGUAAGCCGUUUGAGGAGUGUCCGUACCUGAGAAUGAUUUUGCCGUGGUAG
This is a messenger RNA of Akanthomyces muscarius, 1773 nucleotides long. RefSeq lists its product as uncharacterized. NCBI's taxonomy places the organism in Eukaryota, Fungi, Ascomycota, Sordariomycetes, Hypocreales, Cordycipitaceae. The transcript has 2 exons. The record is from RefSeq and is a predicted model, not a curated record. The coding region runs from base 1 to 1773 and encodes 590 amino acids.